AUUAUCUUGGAUUAACUGACGUGGAAAUUUUGAAAAGAAAAAAACUCAAAGAGAUAUUGGGUCGGAAAUCGGUUAGGUUUUUAAUCGAUUCUCGGUGAUAUCUAAGAAGGAGAACAACUCUGGUAUCCAGUUUACAAGUUUGACUGACAAACAGGUCCCAAGAAACAUGGCGGAGAAUAUCAAGGUCGCCGUUCGAGUCAGGCCUUUUAAUAAAAGAGAGAGAGCUAGAGAUGCUAAACUGAUUGUUGAGAUGAAGGGGCCUACGACCAUGCUGACAGACCCUGCGGCACCCAAUGAUGAUCCAAAAAGCUUCACAUUUGAUUACAGCUAUUGGUCGCAUGACGGCUUUGAGGAGGAUGACACUGGGUAUCUUAAAGGCACUCAGCCAAACUACGCUGAUCAGCGAAGAGUAUAUGAAGACGUUGGCAAGACAGUAUUGCAGAAUGCAUGGGAAGGGUACAACAGUACAUUGUUUGCUUAUGGGCAAACGGGAUCUGGCAAGUCUUGGUCUAUUGUGGGCUAUGGUGCAAACAAAGGGAUUGUGCCGAUUUUCUGUGAUGAGAUGUUCAAAGGAAUUGAUGCCAAGAAAGCUGAGGGUUCCCAGGAUCAAUAUGAAGUUCUGUUCAGUAUGCUCGAAAUCUACAAUGAGAAGGUUCGCGAUCUUCUCAACCCUUCUUCAUCCAAGCAAGGGCUACGUGUGCGCCAACACCCCAAGAAAGGGUUCUAUGCGGAAGGGCUGAAGACCCUGCCUGUCAGUUCUUAUCAGGAGAUUGAAGAUAGAAUGGAGGAUGGCACCAGGAACCGAACAGUGGCCGCCACACAGAUGAAUGCAACGAGCAGCCGAGCUCAUACAAUCGUUGGAGUGACAUUUACUCAGAAAUCAAAGAAUGCCGCCGGAGAGGAGACGGCAAAGACUUCAGUUAUCAACCUCGUGGAUCUUGCUGGCAGUGAACGAGCCGACUCUACGGGUGCAACUGGCGAUCGUCUAAAAGAAGGGGCCGCGAUCAACCAGUCGCUUUCCGCUUUGGGAAACGUUAUCUCUGCUCUGGUCGACAAGGCAAAUGGGAAAGCGGUUCGAGUUCCAUACAGAGACUCAGUUUUGACAUCUCUCCUGAAGAAUGCGCUUGCAGGAAACAGCAAGACAGCAAUGAUCGCAGCUAUAAGUCCAGCGGAUAUCAACUAUGACGAAACACUUAGCACCCUCAGAUAUGCCGAUCGUGCAAAGCAGAUCAAAACCACCGCUACUGUGAAUGAAGAUCCGACCGAAAAACUGAUCCGGGACCUACAGGAACAAAACGAGAAGUUGAUGGAGAUGCUGAAGGCCGCGGAGAAGGGCGGGAAGAUCACGCUUACUGAUGAUGACGAUGACGAGGAAGAGGGCCUGUCUGACGAAGAAAUGGCAAAGCUUAGGAAACAAAUAGAAGAAGAUCUGCGGGCUUCUAUGGCUAAUUCUGCAAAGGAGAUGGAAGACAUGAAUAAGAACUGGGAAGAUAAAGUGAAGGAAUCCCAAUUGGAAUCAAGAGAUAAGGAAGAGGAGAAAAGGAAACGCCAAGCAACGCCACAUCUCUGGAAUCUUAACCCAGAUCCCCAAUUAACAGGAAUGAUUGUACACCUUCUGGACGACGGAAAAAACAGAAUUGGGAACAAGAAGGCAGAUCCUCCUGCUGACAUUGUGUUGAAUGGACUGAACAUUCAAGAUGUGCACUGUAUAAUCAAUAAUGAGGGAGGAAAAAUCACAGUAACCCCGGAUGGUGACGCCAAGGUGCUUCUCAACGGCGAGCCUGUAUCAGAAGAGGAGGAGCUUCACCAUUUUGACAGGCUGAUGCUGGGCUCAAGCAACCUCUUCGUGUUCCAUCACCCGAAGGAAGCUGAUAAUUCCAAGAACAAGAUGGAGGACUUCACUUACGAGAUGGCGCAGGAAGAAAUUGCUAGAAAUUCUGGCAUUGAAGUCGAUGAGUCAAAGGAGGCACUUUUAUGGAAGGAAGAUAUGGUUGAUCUACUGCCGAUGGUGGAGCAGGCGAACGCUAUUAGCAUGGAGCUGGAUCGGAAGGUCGCUUUUGAGGUUGUUCUGAUGUCGGCAAAAGCACGUGGAGAAAGCGAAGGGAAGCCUGAGCCGUACGUUUGCAUGAAGAAUCUUGAUACCGGUCUAGAAUGGCUAUGGCCGCGGAACAAGUUUAUCAACCGGAAGUUCCUCAUGGAGGAAAUGUACGAAAACUACGAGGAGGGGGAGGAGUGGAGACUACCCGACGAGCGUGAUCCAUUUACGGAGUCCCCGGAUGCACAGGUUAUGAUUGGCUGCGUGGACGUUUCCAUGGAGAGCCUGGGAUACGUGCUGGAUAUGAGAGAGCAGCUUAACAUCGCCGAUUACAAGGGACGUGAUGUUGGUGUGUUGAACGUUGAAGUCUUACCAUUGGACAGCAAAGGCAAAGAGAUCACUGCGGACUCCGACAUCUUUAUCGAUAGUCCUCAAGAGCUGGUUGGGAAAGCGCUGCAGUUUAUCGUUCGGAUAACGAGUGCCCGCGGUAUUCCAAAAAAGUAUACGGAUGUUUAUUGCACGUAUUCACUGUAUAACGAAGACGACCCAAAAACGAAUAUUGUAUCAGGGACGACCAACCCGGACUUUAACUAUGAGAGGAAAUUCAGCUUCAAUCCAGUCAACCAGAAGCUCAUCGAUUACUUGAUGAAAAAGUCCGUAAUCGUUCAACUGUGGGGGAAGCAGGUUGUAGACAAAAAGCCCGUCAACAAGGCGGCGAAGGAGGGCAAGGAUACGAAAACCAUCAUGAAGACAGAGAAUGCUAAGAAAAGUAUGGCCCCCGUGUCGUCGGCAGUCAAGGAAUCCGGCCAAACGAGUUUGUUGCAUGUCUCGGAAGUCGCCAUCAUGCGGAAACGCAAAGAGCGACUAGAAAACAAACUGAACCAGAUCCGACAUUUGUGCGAUGAUCGGCAAAAGAAAGGCCAUAUUGCCGUUGAGAUUGCGCAAAUAAGGCACAUCUUGGGUGACGGGCCCGUGGCUGCCGCUCCUGCGGGCGGUCCCUCACACGGGCACAGAGGGUCGAACAGCGAUCAGAAUAAGACAGAGAGCUCAGCCUGCACUAUCCUGUAAUAUAUACCGCGCAUCAUCAUAAUCGAAUUCCCUAGCUCAUUCUAAGGGCGCGUUUUUUUACUCGUGAUUCCGGGAUGAGAAUGAUUAGAAUACAAAAAGCGCGCGUUAGUUUAUCCCGCGUUCCCAUUCCGGAAUGGAAUGAAGGCCAUCCCACCAAUUCUGCUACCUGUAGCAGAAUGACCCGAAUGCCAUUCUAAAGAUUCUCUACCAACCAUUCCAAUUCCAGAAUAAUAGGAAAAACGCGCCCUAAUUUGGGUGCUGGCUGAGUGCCCAAGGAUAAUUGGAGUGGUGGUAUCCUAGUAAAUCUGGAAACCUUGGGUUUCCUAGGAGUAAUGGAUGUUGACGGGAAUAGCGCUUUUUGUCAGAGCGUUUUCUGUUACAGCGCUUUUUGUCACGGUGAACUAGGGAAAACGCGAUAAAAUGACGCAGCCCAUUUCGGCGUAAGGCUUGUUCGUACAUUUUUUUAGGAUACCUUUGCCUUGUGAAGCAUCUUUUUCUUGCUCCAAAAGCAUACAAAAAUUAUGCGUAGACUCCAGUUCGUAAAACAAGGCACUGGAGACGCGAUAGAAACGCUCUGCUAGCAGUGACCACGACUAGUGCCUUGCUAUCAAUGCACACACGGGGACACUUGAUUUGGAGCGUCGAUCUGUUGCGCCCUCCGCACCAACUAACACCUAUAAGACACGGACUGUGUACAUUUUAAUGACAACCAAAUACACUCAAAUUACUGUGGAAUUCA
Nematostella vectensis (starlet sea anemone) is the source of this 3842-nucleotide messenger RNA. RefSeq names its product kinesin-like protein KIF28. Lineage: Eukaryota; Metazoa; Cnidaria; Anthozoa; Actiniaria; Edwardsiidae. Gene Ontology annotation, molecular function: ATP hydrolysis activity; microtubule binding; microtubule motor activity. The record is from RefSeq and is a predicted model, not a curated record. The transcript has 26 exons. Gene Ontology annotation, biological process: microtubule-based movement; cytoskeleton-dependent intracellular transport. Bases 167 to 3103 code for a protein of 978 amino acids. Gene Ontology annotation, cellular component: kinesin complex; microtubule.